Thalassophryne amazonica is the source of this 1034-nucleotide messenger RNA. RefSeq lists its product as uncharacterized. Gene Ontology annotation, biological process: G protein-coupled receptor signaling pathway. The record is from RefSeq and is a predicted model, not a curated record. Gene Ontology annotation, molecular function: G protein-coupled receptor activity; oxysterol binding. Lineage: Eukaryota; Metazoa; Chordata; Actinopteri; Batrachoidiformes; Batrachoididae. Gene Ontology annotation, cellular component: membrane.
GUGGGAUGGAUGUCGAUAACAUCACACGCUCCUCAGCUGACAUCGCUCCAACAACCCACAGCAGCUGUGAUGUGUUUGUGUACCAGAGUGCAGCAACGUUCCUCUUCCCCAUUUUCUACUCUGCAGUCUUCAUCAUCAGCGUUUGUGGCAACAGUUUGGUUCUUUAUGUGAUCUGCCAGAGGAAGCAAAAGUUCAAUUCCACGUCCAUCUACCUGGUCAACCUGGCGCUGUCCGACACCCUAUUUACGCUGGCUCUGCCGGGUCGGAUUACCUACUACAUCCGCCACUUUGACUGGCCCUUCGGUGACCUCCUCUGCCGACUCACCACCCUGCUGUUUGCAAACACAUAUGCAGGCAUUGCCUUCAUGACCUGUAUCAGUUUGGACCGAUACCUGGCCAUGGUGCACCCGGACCGGCUGCAGUGCUUGCGGACUGUGAAGGUGGUGCGUUGGGUCUGCUGUGUGGUCUGGGCUAUGGUUUCCCUGCAGAUUGCUCCUCUGAUGUUCAGGAGCAUGCUGCACGAGCACCAGCAUAGACGCACCUGCAUGGAGUACUUCAACUUUGAGGGUUCCUCUUCCACACCUUACGUCCUGCUCGUGGGAUGCAUCUUCUCCUUCUGCUGUCCGCUCGCCAUCAUCCUGGGCUGCUACGCCAAAAUCAACCUGAAGUUGCGUGCUGCAGCCAAGCCGAAUUCUCUGACCGGCCGUUCGAGGAGGGGCCACAGGGCCAACACCAUCAUCCUCCUCAUCCUCCUCACCUUCAUCACGUGCUUCAGCCCUUAUCACCUCAACGUCAUGCAGUUUAUGUCCAGAAAGAUGCACCACCAGCCGAGCUGUCAGGAACUCAGGGCCUUUAAGGUGUCCUUACAGAUUACUGUUUCACUAAUGAACUUCAACUGCUGCCUGGAUCCGGUCAUCUACUUCUUUGCCAUUAAGAGCUACAAGAAGCGAGUGAAGAGUCUGUUUAAGGACCAUCUGUUCACCUCUGGUGUUUCGUCCAAAAUGACAACUGAGAACAGCAGCAGCAACACCUGA